GUACGUCAGCGGAACCGGAAGAGUUGAGAAUGAAUGGGACACCCGCUGCAGUGGAGCAGCUGAUACGAGAAGCCCCACAAGUUCCACAAAAUGGAGCGGUCUGGCCUCCCCCUCCUUCGCCACAUCUUGUCCUCCUCCACCAGGACGCGCUGCCUCCACCGAAGGGUCCUCGCAGCCUCCCACCAAAGCCCCGUCUCAGUUCACGGCUGCCAGCACCGCCGGCGUGUGAGCACAGUCCUCAGCCAGCACGUACAGGACCUGAGCGGCCCCGAGCAGAGACUGCUGACUAAACUAUAUGAAGGACUGAUCGGAGGACAGCGGGCGUCUCUGGCCGAGUCCAUCACUCUGGUGGAGACGAAGCAUCCCAGGAAGAAAGAGCUGGCUCAGGUGCUGCUGCAGAGGGUGCUGGCCUACAGGACGGAGCAGGAGGUUCGAAAUGGAGGGAAGCCGGUGGCCUUCAGAGUAGGUCUGUCGGGUCCUCCUGGAGCAGGGAAGUCUUCCUUCAUCGAGGUUGUGGGGAAGAUGUUGACAGAACGUGGACGUAAAGUGUCAGUGCUGGCUGUGGACCCGUCCUCCUGCACAACAGGAGGGUCUCUGAUGGGUGAUAAGACUCGUAUGACUGAACUGUCCAGAGACAUGAACGCCUUCAUCAGACCGUCACCGACCUCUGGAACACUGGGUGGAGUCACCAGAACAACCAAUGAGGCCAUCGUUCUCUGUGAGGGAGCAGGAUAUGACAUCGUCCUGGUAGAGACUGUAGGUGUGGGUCAGUCGGAGUUUGCGGUGGCCGACAUGGUUGACAUGUUUGUGCUGCUGAUUCCACCAGCAGGGGGCGACGAACUCCAGGGCAUCAAGAGGGGCAUCAUCGAGAGGGCCGACUUGGUUGUGGUGACAAAGUCGGACGGAGACCUGGUGGUGCCGGCGAGGAGGAUCCAGACAGAAUACACCAGCGCUCUCAAGCUGCUCAGGAGACAGUCCAGAUCCUGGAAUCCAAAGGUGGUGCGCGCCUCCUCUUACACCGGUGAGGGCAUCCCGGAGCUGUGGGCCAAGAUAGAGUCUUACAGGGACGCCAUGUUAGCCAGCGGUGAGCUGCAGGGCCGAAGGAGGGCCCAGCAGAAGGUUUGGAUGUGGAGUCUGAUCCAGGAGAGCGUCCUCUGCCAUUUCCGAAAUCACCCCAGUGUCGGGGAGGCUCUGCCCCACCUUGAGGAGAGGGUCACCAAAGGAGCCAUCUCUCCAGGCCUGGCUGCUGACCUGCUCCUGAAAGCCUUCUCCUCAUCAUCUUCAUAGUUAACACUGGGACUGGAUGGACGUCAUGGUUCACCAGGGUCACACAGUGCCAAAAAAACCCACCAGGACUGAAUAAGAAUAUGUGAACUUGACCCUAUGGUUUGCACAAAAAGAAGCAGCCUUGCUCUUUCUACUCUUAAUUUUAAAUUUAAAAUACCUGAGGCAGAAGUCACCCGUUCCACCGACUCACCUUAAUCCAAAUCAGCAGAGGCCGGGCUGAACAGACACUUUUCCUGCCUCACCUUCAGCUUCAAGACAUUUGGAGAUCGGAGAGAAACAUUAAAAAUUGCAUAUGUGAGAGACAAUUUAAAGUCUGCUUGGACAAGAACACUACAACCUUCAAGAAGAUGUUGAAUAAAGAACUAAAUAAGUAGGAACAUGAGGAGGAUUGCAGAGGCCACGUUUUUACACUUGGAAAACAAUACACAAUACUGAUCACUUGUAAGAACAGUGUCUUCCGAGGGAGAAGCUGUGCCGUGAUAAAUACUGUCAUGAGGGAAUGAUCUGUGAUCAGUUAUUGACACACUUGCCCACAGAUUGCUUAUUGUUUUGAUGAGAGCACAAGGUUCAGAACACUGGGAUCUGUACAAUCACAUCUGUCUCUUGUUGUGGAAACGGUUCUAAUAAUGAACAAGAUGUUUUCUUAUUCACUAUGUUUGGAGUAGUGGAGUGGAAUUAUAUAUUAAAGAGUGAUGUGAAUCUUACAUAAGUGAAUAAGAUUGUAUCCAAGCUCAGAUUUCUUUCUCAUGUUUUUUCUUGAUAUGAAAAAGAAGGGACUGAAUAAUAUUAGUAUUUUAUGGUCCUGCGAUUUGUCCGAGGUGUAAACACGUUGUCUGUGCUCUGGAGCAGAAGUGUCGGUGCUUUGUUUCCCCUGAAUGAAUCUGCUCCUCACUUACUUCUAAUUCAGGCAGGACACACUUUCAUUUUUCAGAAUUUCCUUCAUAAAGCACUGCUCAACUCCACCAGAGAAUAAAAGAGAAGUCACAUACCCAUA
This is a messenger RNA of Paralichthys olivaceus (Japanese flounder), 2281 nucleotides long. RefSeq names its product metabolism of cobalamin associated A (gene mmaa). The record is from RefSeq and is a predicted model, not a curated record. Gene Ontology annotation, cellular component: cytoplasm. NCBI's taxonomy places the organism in Eukaryota, Metazoa, Chordata, Actinopteri, Pleuronectiformes, Paralichthyidae. Gene Ontology annotation, molecular function: GTPase activity; GTP binding.